AUGGAAUAGUAGAAAGAUUAGUUGAUGAAACAGAAUUUUAAUAAUUCAAACAUUUUAAUGAUCAAUUCGACUUCUAUUGGUAUAUAUAAAAUGAAGCCGCCCUCUUUAAUCAGGGCAAAUAAGCCUAAUUCUAUGAUUUAGUUAAGAUAUUUAAAGCAAACCAAUGUGCAAAAUUAGAAUUAAAUUAACUCAUUCGCACAUCUUUAAAACGGCAAAGACUACAAUAAUAUAAGUAACAUAGUAGGAGAUCAACAUUAACAGCAGUAAAAGUUAAAAUGGGAAAAAUCUUCUCAAAUAAAUGCAUAGAAUAACUUUAGAAUAUCUGCUAGUUCUUAAAAGCAAUCAAAGAGUAAAAGUGUUAAUAACUUGCCAGCAUCAUAAUAAAUAAAUUCAUCUCAUUCUUUUGUAGGGAGAAACAGCAAUAUUCAAAGCAAAAAUAAAUUUCACUCUAAUAAGAAAGAUUUACAAAGUAUGAUGGGUGUCACCUUUGAAGCAUCUCAUGGAUUAGAAAACCUCUGCGAAAAUGCACUUUUUAAAAAGCAAGUUGAUGAGUUGAAAUUCAGCUCUGAUACUCCCUAAAAACUUAUUAGCAGCUUAAAAAGUGAAAUUAAAUAAUAGUCUAAGCUUGAGUUUUCGCAUUGCUAUUCUUAGGACCAAUCAAAUUCUUUUUAUAAUAGUGAAAACGGAGAUUAAAUAACUCCUCAAAGAUAAAGAAAUUUCUCUCAUACCCAUCAAGAUUUCAAAAAGAGUAUCUACUCAAAAGAGCUAACAUAAACCAAACAAAAUCCUACACAUCAAAAACUUAAUAAAUCCGAAAUUGCUUUGCCUUUGAAUAAACCAUCAGAAAGUAAAGUAUUUUAAGUUUAACCAAAGCUAAGCUAGGAAAACAGAAGGACUAACUCCAGAAGAAGGUUGCUGCUUAGUCAAUAAGAAACAAGAAAGAAGGCAGUUGAUGCAAUAACUGAUGUUUCUUUUCAAACUCAAGAAUUUCAAAGUAGAACAGAGGCAAAUACUAAUACAUAAAAUCAAUUUAAAGAAAUAUUGGGAAAUAAAAAUAUAAAUGUAGAGAAAAGAGCACAUAAUAAAAUCAAUAGUACAUUAAAUUAAUCUAUAGAAUAGGGAAUAAGCCAUUAUAAUUAAAAUAAGAUGGCUGCUAUGAUCUCUAGAGAUAAUUCAAAUAUAGUAAAUUAAAGCUUAUAGCUUUUAAAUACGUUAAGAAAAAAAAGUUAAAAUAUGAUUGAAGAUAAGUCUCCUGUAAAUAUUAAGCCAAAGUCUUAAUAGAAAUUUUCUAGCCAAUUAUCUACUUAAAAUUAAACUCGUUAGCCUUCAUAACAUUAAGAGAAUAGAAAUAUGAAAAAUGUAUCUUAGUUUAGUAUAAAGCACUUCUAAAACGCUUGUGACUCGGCUUAAGACUAGAACAAUUAAUAAUCUGAAAUAAAUAUUGAUUAGAGUCAAAUGGACUAAAGUGACUUUUAAAUUACUAAGUAUAAAUAAAUAUUUUCUUCUCAAACAAAGCUUAAUCCUUCUAAAUAACUAUUAGUGAAUCAAUUCUUGAAAGAGAAAACUAUUAAUUCUAAAGACUGGCCAAAGCUGAGAGAGAAGAUAUAUUAUACUCUCUGCUAGAAGGGAUAUAAUAAUAAUAACUAAAAUUUGGAAGAGAAUGUUUAAAAUAAUAGCACAGCAAGCAAACAAUUGUUAGAUGAAAUUAAGUAAAAUUAUAGAUCUUAAAAAUAAAUAAGAAAUAGCAACUAAAUUUAGUAGAUUUAGUAGAAUAUACUAAGCUCUUUCUUAGACUCUAAAGAUGUGAAUGAUAGUCAAUCUCAAAUAGCAGCAUCAUAUUAAACAUAAACCAAAAAUAAUGCAAUUUUAUCCUCAACUAAAAAUACUUUGAAUUUGCAGUCUCAGAUAUCUUUCAAAUAAUAAAAUGGUCAUGGCAAAGAAUCUACAAAAAUGGAAAAUUCUCAAAUCAAUAAUGAAAAUAAUUUAUAUUUUAAUUCAGUCAAUCAUCAAAUGAGAACAUAGAAUAAAAAUUAGGGAUAAUUAACUAUGAACAUAAAUAAUUCUCCUAUAACUUCUUUUAAUGAUCAGCUAAAUCAAGUUUGUGUUAAUUAAAUUAAAAGUCUUGAUACAACUCCUACUAACAAAAAACAGCUUAGCUAGUAAACUUUCAAUUAAUUUUCAUCAAGCCAAUAAAUGUCAACGAAUUCUCAGCUUAAAACGAAUACAAAGUUCAAACUUGAUUUAACUAAGCUAAAUAAUGAAGCCUAAAAUAAUAAAUAAUCAGUUAAUGAUUUUAAUAAUGCAAAAGCUUAUUCAGCUCGAAUUAUUUCACAAAAUGAAAUCUUACAUUAAUCUUCAUAAAAUACUUAAAGAUAAAAUAUUUAAAUUAAAUCUGCUAGAAUAAAUAAUAAUCAAGAUAAUACUAACAAUCCAAUAAACUCCUCAUACUUCAAAGGAGCUACCUAGUUAACAGUUGAUAACAACAAAUCAAUUAAACAGGUUUAAAAUGAAGCUACACCUUAAGGUAAUAAAGUAAAAAAAUCAAUAAGUUUUUUAUCAUCUGGUAAACCUAAUUCGUCAUCAAAUAAAGUCAGCUUCUAAUAAAAAGUUAAUACCUACAAUUAAAUGAAUUUUAUUAACCAUGUUGAUAAUCUUAGCCAAAAUAGUCCAUCCCACUCUUAAAAUUAAAACAACGACAAACAAGUUUCAUUCAUGAACACAACAAGCAAAUCAUAAUUCUAAAAAAAGCACUCUGUAAUGAAUAGCCUCUGUCUUAUUUAACUUAAAAAAAUAAAGUAAAAAGUUACUGAUGACGAAAAGCUUUAAUUUUAAAACUUUUUCUAAGACAUUAUCAAAACAUAGAAUAUGCUUAAAUACCAAAAAGAUACACCUAUCGAAUAAAUUGCUCCCGAAUACAAGUUGCAUUAAAUAAAAUAUAUUCCGAGGGGUAACAAAGAACUUUUUGAAAACAAAAAUCUUACUAGUUUAUAUAGAAGAGAAAUAAAAGAUUACAAUCCUGACGAUAUUUAAAAACCAUCUGCUUUAUAAAUGGAGUCUGUAGAAAAAGAAGAAUAUGAAAAUUAUAAAAAGUUAAUGAAGGUUUAAUAAGAAUACAACGAGGACAAAUAUUACAUUCAUUCCAAAGAGUAAAAUCUUCGUAAAGAGUUAACAAGUUUGAUAGAAUAAAAAUAAAAAGAGAAUGAAAGACUAUAAACUUUCGUUAAAUUUGAAAUAGGUAAUGUUAUCAGUCCUAAUACAUAAAAGAAAUUUGAAAUGUCAAUCAAAAAUGAUUCUAAAUGGAGCAGAAUUAAGAAAGAAAUGAUUGAAUUCUUGCAGAAAGUUCAAAAACUUAACUUGACAAUGGAUGAAGUUGUUGAAAACAAGUUGUUUACCUAAGUAGCAUAUAGUAGAGUGGGAUCAUAAGAGUUAUUUAAUUUCAUUAAGGCAAAUGAUUAUGAUAGUGUUUACGAACUCUUAAAAAAUGACAAGUAUUUAGUAUACACUUUUGAUAAAGGAAUGAAUACUCCAUUGUAAAUUGCAUGCAAAAGAGGAUUUUCUAAAAUUGCUCAAAAGCUUAUUGAAUAUAACUCUGAUUUGGAUCAUAUUAAUUAAGUAAAAAAGACAGCUUUAUACUACUCAUGCUGCAGAGGUGAUGUUACAACUGCUCUCUUGCUUUUAAAAAAUAAAGCUAAUCCUUGGAGCAAUGGUAAAUGCAGUCUCAAUGAAUUUAUCUAUUAAUUUGGAGAAAAAAAAGAUUAAAUUAAUGCUGCUAAAAGAAUUCACUUCAUUAUGAAUUUGCUUCCUUUCAGUAAGAAGUAAAAACUGUGGGACGAGUUUUAGUAUAUAUUCAAGAAUUGA
Messenger RNA from Tetrahymena thermophila SB210, 3858 nucleotides. Its product is annotated as ataxin-2 amine-terminal region family protein. The record is from RefSeq and is a predicted model, not a curated record. The transcript has 8 exons. Gene Ontology annotation, molecular function: protein binding. NCBI's taxonomy places the organism in Eukaryota, Ciliophora, Oligohymenophorea, Hymenostomatida, Tetrahymenidae.